GGGUAGGGUUAGGGUGGGCCUGGUCAGCAGAAGCCGGGUCCACAGUGGUCAGGCCUCGGACCCCCAGCUGCCCGGCCUCCGUGAGGGCCAACUUUACCUUUUCUUAUCUCAGAAAAAUCUUACGCAAAUUAUUUAACCGAAUUAUCCCCCAACAGAUCCAGGUAGAUCUUCCCAGUUCCCGUUAAGGACAGAGGGACCUCGGCAACUUCUCUGGCCCAGAUUGUGUUUGGCCUGUCUGGCCCCCUAGGCUGGAAGGAAUUGACCUGUGGCGGCUACUCCUGCCUCCCCAAGACCCCAGGCAUCCCCCGAAGGGCGCCCCACCCCUUGAAGUGUUACCCGGUGGCCCCUCUAAAGUCCUCCGAUGACCCUGAAGGGCCCCACGUGUCACCUCGAAAAUCCUGCAUUGUCCCUAGAAGGGUCCUAGGUAGCCCAGCUUGGAGGGAGGGGGCUUCACACAGGCUGCCCCAUCUUAGAGACUAGAGGGGGGCGGCCCAGGUGCUCUCAGACCCUGGACAGAAGAUAGGCAGUUCCCUCUCUGCUCUCUGCAAUAUGGAGGAGUUUAAAUUCUUAACUCGGCCAUAGCCCAAGGUAGCCAUGACUCCCACCCUGUGUCCCCUUGGGGCCCAAGUGACCCCUGGGGCAGCCAGAUGGGCCCAGGUGGGGGUGGGGUGGCCUCAGCCAAGGCCACUGGGUCUGUACCGAGAGACAGGAACUGCUCGUAAUGAUGAGAUUUGCUCUUGCUUUCAGAUUUCUCUAGGGAGGGAUACAAUGAGUAAGAGGAAGAAGCUUCGGACCUCAGGAGGGGAAGGAAUCCGUCCUCCAAAACUUCCAAAGAACCCAAGGUUAGGAGACUCUGACGGGGACCCCCAGAGUUCCAAGUUGGGCCAUUGGCAUCACCCUGAAGAGACAGAAAGCAGAUCAGGACCCGCUCCCUCUGCAGAGCAGAGCAGGGAGGCACCAGGACAGGCAGCUUCCAGCUCUCCUUAUGAGGAAGCAGGAGCUCCCUCCAGGCUCCUCGGGCAGCCAGAAAAAGAGCCAGUUCGCCUUCCUCCUUCCCAGAACUCAGUCGGGAGGUUUGUCCCCCAGUUUACAAAACCCAGGAAGACAGUGACAGGACGAGCAGAGAGGAGGGAGGAGGACCCCAGGAGUGGGGCCUUCAGCUUGGAAACGCUGCCAGAACCCAGUGCCCAGCAGGCCAGAAGCCAGCCUCGAGAGGAGUCCCCAGGGCUUGCCCUGCAGGAGACUAGGGACCCAGGAGACCAGACCCAGGCAGACGGCGCCUGCCCCGAGCCCAGCGGCCAAAACCCUGUGACACCUGUGCCUGGCGAUGGGGAUCCUCAGCCCUUGGCCUCCAGCAUUGCCUCUCUGGAGUGGGGGACAGUGCCCUCGGCCUCAGAGAGGGCCAGCCAGGACCACCUGUCAAAGCAUGGGACCAACGUGCCAGAUGGUGGAAGCACGGAGGAGGGUUGGGUUCCAGGUGAUCAUGGCCAGAAAGGGCACCUGCCAGGCAGUGAUGCUGAAGAGGAGCCAGACCAAGGAGCCCCUCAGGAGGGAGGUGUCCGAGGGGAAGCAGGAACUGAGCUGCCUGAGGAGUGCCAGGAGGAAGAAGAUGGCAUCCUGGGCCCAGAGCCCAGAUAUGCAGCCCAGGGCCCUCCUGGGCCUCUGCAGAUGCCCAGCUGGACUGGCGGGGGAGCAGAGGGGAGCUAUAGCAGCCCAAGGUGCUCCCGCCUUGGGGCUGUUGUCAUCGCAGGUGUGAGCACAGACGCCACGGAGCCAGAACAGAGGGCUCUGGGGGUGGCUGGGCCAGAUGGGACAGUCAACGCCAGGGUGACUGCCUCUCCCAGUGGGAAGGCUCCUGAUGGAGGCCACAGCAGGGCCCUGAUCGGGUGCAUGCCUCUCAAUGGGGAGACCACAGGAGGCAGAGAGAAGGCAAGGCGGGAAGACAAGCCCCCUGAUGAUGUCCCGGGGGGCCUUGCAGCCUCCCUGGCUCCGGCUCACGAGAUCCAAGAACCCACAAUAGGUGCUGGGGAUUCCAGCCCUUUAGCUUUGAAAAUGGGUCCAGGUGUGGGUCAGACACAGGUACCAGGCCCAGAUGAAGAAGGGCUGGGAGGUAUGUGCUUGCUGCCUUUGCUAUCGCAACCUGUGGGUAAAAAGGCAGCUGAGUUAGGGAGCCAUAGCCACAAACAAGACCUCAAGGGGCGCAGUUUGUCCCUCGGAGCCUGUGCUCCACCAGUGUACAGAGAAGCAGUGGACGGCCCUCCCCAGGAUGCUGGGGCACGUCAGGGCAGCCCAGAUGCCCACACAAGCCCAGCAGGCCAGCCUGAGCACCCUGCUGACUCUUCAGAGCAGGCUGUCUGGGAGGGGUCCUCAGCCAUGGAACUCUACUUCCUGCCGGACAGCCAGACACAGGAUGCCCUGGAAGCCCCUGGUUUUGAAGCCCCACCUGAACAGUUGUCUCCUGCAGGGAGCGGGCUGGACCCUUGCUGGCCUGGCACCAGCCCACGUGCCGAUGGAGGCUCCCUUGCUGAGGCCCAGCCAAGGACCCGAAUGGGGAUCAAGACCUGCGAAGCCGCCAGGAUGGAGGAUGCAACAGACACCGUGCGAGGCCUCGUCAUCGAGCUCUCCAACCUGAACCGGCUGAUCAUGAGCGCCCACCGGGACCUGGAGGCCUUCAAGCGCCUCAACUACUACCAGAAAGCAAAGCCGGCGGGGAAGGCCCCUGCAGCCUACACACCAAAGGGGGCUGGGAAUCUCCCUCGAGGGGAGCAGUCCUGGAGGGACUCGUAGGUGUGUGUGCUCGUACGAGCUCACGGGCCCCCAGAAGUGCCUGAUGUUCCUGCCAGACAGCUGGAAACAAUCCCUCAGCAGACUCCGGAAAGCCUGCUGGCCCCUGUGUGCCCCCUGUUAUAUUGUUACCAUCCGAGAUGCUCCAGCAAGUCCUGGUGGGCCCCAGAAACCUCCCCUCAGCUGACCUGGAAGUCAACUUCCUAUGGGAAACAGAAAAGGCCCUGCCUUCCUCAGCAGCCUCCCUCGGGGGGUCGCGUGGGGGAGGGAACCUGCUCCUCCCGGUGGCAGAGGCCUGGAAGCUGGAGGCAGAGAGGGGGGC
Messenger RNA from Delphinapterus leucas (beluga whale), 3106 nucleotides. RefSeq names its product break repair meiotic recombinase recruitment factor 1 (gene BRME1). Gene Ontology annotation, biological process: double-strand break repair involved in meiotic recombination. The record is from RefSeq and is a predicted model, not a curated record. NCBI's taxonomy places the organism in Eukaryota, Metazoa, Chordata, Mammalia, Artiodactyla, Monodontidae.